Molecule: messenger RNA, 2853 nt
Organism: Phytophthora nicotianae INRA-310
Lineage: Eukaryota; Oomycota; Peronosporomycetes; Peronosporales; Peronosporaceae
Exons: 3
Coding region: 1-2853 (950 amino acids)
Biological process (GO): glucan catabolic process
Molecular function (GO): beta-glucosidase activity
Source: RefSeq, a predicted model, not a curated record
AUGCGAGCGAGUCGCCACGAAAAAGCCACCACCCCCGCCGCCCCAGCCGAUGCAGCACAUGACAUCGACUUUGGACACCUAUGGCGACAGCUGAAGGCGGCGAGGUGGACAUCGAAGCGGCCGACGGGUAUCCAGACCGAGUGGACCUAUGCGAGUCCAAUAGACGACGUGCUGGUUGGUGAACGGGCUGUUGUGGAAUUUGCAUUCAAGACGAGCUUACUUGUUGACGGUGAAGACGUUUCCGUCGAGGCCGGAGCAGACGAUGCUGAUAAGCGUGACGGUCACGGUGACACCGACGACGCUGCUGAGCAUGACGGACACGGCGAAGGUGGCACUGACGACGCCACCAUUCGUCCCUCGCAGAUAGACACUUCUGUUCUGCUUUUGCAGAAUACCGUCGAGCAGGUAGUAGGCUCGGACUCCGAUGCAUCGGGAGUUGAGCUUUCGCAGAAUGCUGUAGCCAAAGUGCUCGAUCUCUCGCAACGAGAUUUACACGCGGAGGAGGGGCUAUGCGACGCAGCUGCUAGCUUGCACUUGCUGUCGGAACCGUCAGGGGAUGAGAAGGCCACAAGCAGCUCCAAGUCAAUCAUGCUUCACAAAUGGCUCCUUGGAAUCUGCAGUACUGCUGUAGCGCUUGUGUCCAUUUCUGCCAACGACCUAAAUGCUCGCGCCAACGCCAUUGUCGAGAACUUCACGGAUAAGCAAAUUAUCGGUCAGCUGGCCCAGGUUGCCAUCUCCUCUGUAUUGAACGCGGACUACUCACUAAACGAGGACCUCGUCCGCUACUACGCCAAGCUCCACGUCGGCUCAUUUUUGAUCUCACCGUUCGCGAAUGGCCCGAACGACCUUACCGGUGUUGUUGGCUGGGGCUUAACCGAUUGGCGUGAUAUCAUAACGCGUAUCCAAGAGAUCGUCAUGGAGGAGAACGACGGCAUCCCAAUGAUCUACGGUCUCGACUCAGUCCACGGUGCUGGUUUUGUUUUAAACACGACAUUAUUCGGCGCUCAGAUCAAUAGUGGAGCCUCGUUCAACCCCGAACUGGUGUACGAAAUGGGUCGUAUCACCGCCCAGGACACACUCGCAGCCGGGGUUCCGUGGGUGUUUGGACCCAUCCUCGAGAUUUCAAGUAACCCGCUGUGGCCACGCACCUAUGAAACCUUUGGUGAAGAUACUCAUCUCGUGUCAGUGAUGGGCAGUGCACUCAUUCGCGGCUUACAGAGUAACAACCAGACCGCGGCGUGCAUGAAGCACUUCAUAGGUUACUCAAAAACACCAUCGGGUCACGACAAGGAUGGCAUUCAGAUAUCCGACUUCGACCUGCUCAACUACUACGUGGAUCCUUUCAAGACUGCUAUUGACGCAGGGGUCAUGACGACCAUGCAAACCUACAUUUCCAUUAAUGGUGUACCCUCCAUUAGUAACCACAAGAUCCUUCAGAAACUGCUGCGUGAGGAUCUCGCCUUCGAGGGUCUAGCUGUCACUGAUUUUGGCGUGAUUGGCGAACUCAACUCGUUCCACCGCGUCGCGCGUACUGUUGGCGAGGCCGUCCGUAUUACCAAACUUUUCCUGGACGAAAGCCCCGAAUACGUCGACCGACUCAAGGAAUCCGCAAAGCGUAUCAUAAAGACCAAGUUACAGUUGGGGCUAUUCGACACCCCCGUACCGGGCGCCGACGAUGUCGCCAAGGUUCGCAACGAUGCCGAUGUUGAAAAAUCGUUGGAAAUGGCUCGAGAGUCGAUUGUGCUUCUCCAGAACAACGACAGUACGCUGCCAAUCUCGAGUUCGUCUUCGGUGUUCCUAACGGGCCAUUCAGCUCACAAUAUCGGCAACCAGUGCGGUGGUUGGAGUGUUAGAUGGCAUGGUUACACUGGCAACGAUUAUUUCCCGAACGGCGUUUCUGUCAGGGAUGGCAUGGUGGAUAUUGCAGGUGACAAGGUGGUCUACUUCAACGGACUGGACUACGACGGCAAUUACACGGCAGCUAACCUGAGUACUGCUAAGGUGCACGCUAGUCAGGCUGAGUACACCGUUGUCAUCAUUGGUGAACAGCCCUACGCAGAAAAAACCGGUGACAUUGACGACCUUGCGCUACCUGCUGGUCAGAUUGAAUAUGUCAAUGAACUUGCCUCGGUUAGCACCAAGGUGAUUCUUGUCCUGUUCGCAGGCCGGCCGCGUCUACUUAGCGAUCUCCCAGAGAACGUCCAUGCCGUGGUACACGGUCUGCUCGCUUGUGAACAGGGCGGGAAGGCGGUGGCGGAAAUUUUGUACGGUCAGGUGAGCCCUAGUGGACGUAUGCCGAUCACAUACCCGAAGGGUUCUGGAAACAUCCUGAUGCCUUAUAACCACCGUGUUUCAACUCUUUGUGCCGAUUCUACCUACUGUGAGAUGCAGUGGGAUUUCGGCACCGGUCUAAGCUACACUGAGUUUAUCUACUCUGACCUCACCCUCAGUCGGGCCAUCGUCACCUCCAGCUCCGAUUCAAUUGAUGUGUCUCUCACCGUCAUGAACUCUGGCAGUAUGGCCGGUAAGGAGACCGUGAUGUUAUUCCUGACGCAGCCGUACCGAUCGCUUUCGGUGCCUGAAGUGAAACAGUUGAAGAAAUUCACAAAGAUCAGUCUGGAGCCUGGCCAGACUCAGCGUGUGAGCUUUACGUUGACCGCGGAGGACUGGAGCGUGUAUUACCCGCAGAUUGGCAACGGUAUGAAAAAGGUUGCAGAGGACACGGACUAUGUGAUCGGAAUCAAACCGGAGACAGACUGCGACGUGUACAACGAGACAGCCACAGCCAACCCGCUGUGCGCGACGUUUACUCUGCAGACGGGUGACUACCCCUACGGCGUCUUUGUUGAGUGA